Dentiscutata erythropus is the source of this 229-nucleotide messenger RNA. NCBI's taxonomy places the organism in Eukaryota, Fungi, Glomeromycota, Glomeromycetes, Diversisporales, Gigasporaceae. The record is from the annotation of a GenBank genome assembly.
AAUUUUGUGCAAUACGGGCAAAUAAUCCAAUUCCUCCGCAAUGCAAGUUGUUUUAUUUUGAAGUUGACAUAAUAGAUGAAGGAGAGAAUAAAUCUAUUGGAAUUGGAUUUUGCGAAAAGACAGUUAAUUUAGAAGGAAUGCCUGGAUGGUAUAAUGGUUCUUGGGGUUAUCAUGGAAAUAAUGGAAAAUUCUAUAAUUGCUCGAAACGAGGCAAUCCUUAUGGGCCGUC